CUGCCUUCCCCUCGAAUCCAUCCAUCCCCUUUGGCCCGCCCAAAUCCCAUAAAUAAAUAUCCCGUUCCCCCUGCGACGAUCGAUCGAUUCAUCUGUGCACACCUCCCUCGUCCUGCGAAAUUUGUUUGGGUCUUCCUUGGCUUUCUUUGUUUUCCGGUUGUUGGAGGUCCAAAUCCUUUUGCGCGUUCGUAUUCUCUGAACCUCGACGGAUCUGCUUCCUUGUUCCUACCCCGGAUCGCGUCCAUCUCCCUCUCUCCGCACUCUGCGGCCGGGGAGAUCUCGUGUAGCUUCGGGCGAAUCCAUUCUUUCUUGGGAGUUUCUUUCUGCAGCCGAGGAAGAAUCAGAUGGGUGAUGUGUCACUGCAUCCACCGGUUAAGGCAGAGCCAGCGACCCACGCCAUUGCCCAGGCUAAUGAGAUUACAAACUUGAUGAUGUCGCCGGGCUGGACAGAUGAGAGGCACACGCUGUAUAUAAGCUCCAUGGAAUCUUCUUUCAUGGAUCAGCUCUACAAACGCGGGCGUGAUGCGAACCAGAACGAUUCAAGUGCCAACGGGUUCAAGGUUCUCCGCGGUGGAGUGUGGGAGAAACUCAAUUUCGAGAGAACUAACGCGCGUGCUCCAGUCACGGCCAAAUGCCGCCUUCCUGCAAACCCGUGGAUUCAGCGUUUCAGACCGCGUGACUGCAGCAGCAAUACAAGAGGCGAUGAGGCUGAAACUGUAGUGGGUGAUCAUGAGUCGGGUAUCCGCACUGUCCGUGGGAGUACUCCGCUGUCACAUGGAAGGGAAUUGGGAGCUUGCCAGGGAGAAAACCUACUCGAUGAAAAUACAGAGGUGUCUGGUCAGAACUUCUCUGACGAUGAAGCAGAAGUUGAUGCAGAAUCAAGCCAAUUAUGCAAGAAAAGGAGAUUAAGCAGCACUUCCACUUACUGUGCCCCAUUGAUCAAGUGAAUUCACAUGAUUAAUUAUAGAUAGUCUGUUGCAAGUGUGGAGAUGAAAAGCAAAACACUGAAUGACUCAAAAGAGGUUGUUUGUUAGCUCAAAAUCUGUUGGAACUUGGAAGGAAGGAUGCUCUGAAGUAAAGCAUGGAAGAGUAUUUCUUGGUUAAGGUACUGUGAGCAAUAGAGGAGUUAGUGUUGGCGAUUUAACAUAUUUGAUUCUUCUGGCCAUGUAUCUGCCUAUUUUGCAGUGUUUGUGAGUUGUGUAGUCCACUCUAGUGUCUCGAAGAAACAACAAGCAAGCUUACUAACAACUUAGUAGUAGUAGAUAAUAUCGUUUCAUUUUAUGGAUGUAGUGAUUUUUGUUGUUGCUGUAUGUUAUGGCUACUGCUGGCCACAAGAUGAGAUUGGUCCUAAAUUGUUCCUUUUUGCAACACUUGCAUUGUUGUAAAACACAUGUUGUUUCUUUUGAUCCUUGUUUAGGAAGGUGUCAAGUCCGCAGUUUGUAUGACUCAAUUAGUAAAUGUCGCCACAAUGGUAGAAUACAUUAUUGACUA
This is a messenger RNA of Lolium rigidum, 1491 nucleotides long. Its product is annotated as cold-regulated protein 27-like. Gene Ontology annotation, biological process: response to cold; regulation of circadian rhythm. The transcript is spliced from 3 exons. Bases 345 to 947 code for a protein of 200 amino acids. The record is from RefSeq and is a predicted model, not a curated record. Lineage: Eukaryota; Viridiplantae; Streptophyta; Magnoliopsida; Poales; Poaceae.